Cyprinodon variegatus (sheepshead minnow) is the source of this 1876-nucleotide messenger RNA. Its product is annotated as serine/threonine-protein phosphatase 2A catalytic subunit beta isoform. The record is from RefSeq and is a predicted model, not a curated record. The transcript is spliced from 8 exons. Gene Ontology annotation, biological process: peptidyl-serine dephosphorylation; mitotic cell cycle. The coding region runs from base 278 to 1207 and encodes 309 amino acids. Gene Ontology annotation, molecular function: protein serine/threonine phosphatase activity. NCBI's taxonomy places the organism in Eukaryota, Metazoa, Chordata, Actinopteri, Cyprinodontiformes, Cyprinodontidae. Gene Ontology annotation, cellular component: cytosol.
GUUGCAGCUAGCUCCUUUUAGCCUCUGCGACGCCGCUCCGUUCUGCCGCAGCGGAGACUUUCGAUAGUUUUUGAUCCCAGAAAAAAAGAUUUUAAUGUCGGGAAGUUAAGAUACCUGUUUUAUAAUGACAGGAGUGAUCUGAAGGUGUCCAUAUUUCCAGGUGUAGUUGUUAAAUUUAUACGCUGUUUGGCGGGACUGGGUUUAGUAUAACAAUACACGGAGCCGAAGCCAGGGGCUGAAACGCAGAUCGGUUCGGAUUUUAACCGCAGCUGCCGUCAUGGAGGAUAAAAGUUUUACUAAAGAAUUAGACCAAUGGAUCGAACAACUCAACGAGUGUAAACAGCUGACAGAGAACCAAGUCAGGACGCUCUGUGAGAAGGCGAAGGAGAUCCUGACCAAGGAGUCCAACGUUCAGGAGGUCCGAUGCCCGGUGACGGUGUGCGGCGAUGUCCACGGUCAGUUCCACGACCUCAUGGAGCUGUUCAAGAUCGGAGGGAAGUCUCCCGACACAAACUACCUGUUCAUGGGAGACUACGUGGACAGAGGCUACUACUCCGUGGAGACGGUCACUCUCCUGGUCACAUUAAAGGUCCGCUUCCCGGAGCGAAUCACCAUCCUGCGGGGGAACCACGAGUCGCGGCAGAUCACACAGGUCUACGGCUUCUACGACGAGUGCCUGAGGAAAUACGGCAACGCCAACGUGUGGAAGUACUUCACAGACCUGUUCGACUACCUGCCACUCACCGCGCUGGUGGACGGACAGAUCUUCUGUCUCCACGGAGGCCUGUCUCCCUCCAUAGACACUCUGGAUCACAUACGCGCUCUGGACCGCCUACAAGAAGUUCCACAUGAGGGCCCCAUGUGUGACCUGCUGUGGUCCGACCCUGACGAUCGCGGCGGAUGGGGCAUCUCACCCCGAGGUGCCGGCUACACCUUCGGACAGGACAUCUCCGAAACCUUCAACCACGCCAACGGCCUCACGCUGGUGUCCCGCGCCCAUCAGCUGGUCAUGGAGGGCUACAACUGGGGCCACGACAAGAACGUGGUGACCAUCUUCAGUGCUCCCAACUACUGCUACCGCUGUGGCAACCAGGCAGCCAUCAUGGAACUGGACGACACCCUGAAAUACUCUUUCCUGCAGUUUGACCCUGCCCCCCGCCGUGGCGAGCCUCAUGUCACCAGACGCACCCCUGACUACUUCCUGUGAAUCUUCAUCAUUGUGGAUUAUCAUCCACCAACGAAGACCCCCCCCUUCCUCCUCCCAAACACACCUUUCUCACCCCCUCCUCCUCAUUUUGGAUGAAAAGAAGUUAUUAAUAUUUCUGAUGAUGAUGUUUCUGUUCCAGGGAGAGAACCGAUUGGCUGAUAAAUCCCAAAUUUUUUCUGAACAAGAGAAGCGACCCCUCUCUGCAGUCGUGUUGUCGAUAUGCUGUCAUUAAUGCUGUGCUUCUGAGGAAGAAAAAAAAAACACGUAAAACUAUGAUCUGUUUCCUUUUUUUUUUUUCCUUUUUUGUUUCUUAUUCGUCUGAGAAAAACAUGAGAAGAUAAUAAAAUGACCGACGUGGACCAAAUGUGCCAUAUUCAGAUCCUUUUACAACAUGUUUCAACAGCUUUUCUGAUCUUUUUCUCUUCUUCUUUUUUACACCUCUAUAACCUGACCUGACAUCUCGACACUUCUGAUUGCAAAUGUGCUUCUUUUUUUUUCUGUCGCAACAUCAGUUUAAGGUUAAAAAGAUAUAGGAACAAAAAAAGUUUGCUUCAAGUAGUCCAGCUGUCAGUUUUAGCUGUUCAGGCUGCAGCCGGCGGUCAUCUCAGCAACUAUAUUACUGUAAGACAACAGACGUAUUAAAUAAAAUGUCCUAUUGACAAACUACUG